AUGGGUGAUCAGCAAGCAACUUUUCCUAUGACUGGUGGAGAUGGCGAAUACAGCUAUGCCAAAAAUUCCAAUCGACAGAAAAAGGCGGCUGAUUGUGCCAAAUCCAUGCUUGCCGCGGCAAUUGGUGAAAACUUACAUGCAGCCUCGCCUACUACAAAUUCAUUUUCCAUUGCUGAUUUAGGCUGCUCGGUUGGACCCAACACCUUCAUUUCAGUGAACGAUAUAAUAGAAGCCAUACAACACAAGUACCAAGUGGAGGGUCACAUUUCUUGCCCCUUGGAAUUUCAAGUGUUCUUCAAUGACCAUGUUCAGAAUGACUACAAUCUCCUCUUUAAAAACCUUCCAACAGACAGGCAAUACUUCGCCUGUGGAGUAGCAGGCUCUUUCUAUGGCAGACUGUUUCCCAAGGCCUCUCUCAAUUUUAUUCACUGUGCAAAUGCACUCCAAUGGCUUUCCAAGGUGCCACCGGAGCUCGGUGACCUAGACUCUCCUUGUUGCAAUAGAGGGAGGAUUUUUUAUGCUAAUGCUCCAAAAGAAGUUGGCGAGGCUUAUUCAGCACAGUAUGAAAGGGACAUGGAGGCAUUUUUAGGUGCUCGUUCGCAAGAGCUUGCUCCCAGAGGGUUGAUGGUGCUUCUGAUUUCCGGUCGCCACAGUGGGACACUUCCGGGACAGUCAUCACUUGGCCCCCGGUUUGAACACUUGGAAUCUAGCCUUGUAGACAUGGCUAAUGAGGGAAUUAUAAGCAAGGAUAAAGUGGAUUUAUUUAACUUGCCCAUCUAUAGCCCAUCGCCACAAGAGAUGCAGAAACUAAUAGAAAGAAAUGGGAAUUACAGCAUUGUGAAGAUGGAGGAAAUGAAAAUUAAGUAUGACAGCUUUAUUAGUAAGCAAGAGUGCCGAGCUGGGUUUGAGGCUAUUGUGAAAGCUCACUUUGGUAGUGAGAUUCUAGACCAACUGUUCGAUCGAUAUGCCGCGAAAAUCACGGGUCAUCCACCUCCUAGUACUGGUGAUGGCGUUGGAAAUGGAUUAUUCAUUAUUCUCAAACUCAAACAAUGAUUAGGAUCUGUUUUUCUUUUCCUUGGAUUACAUUUAUGAAAUGAAUAAGUAUCUCUUGAAUCCUGAGGUACAAUGUCUGUUUUUU
Molecule: messenger RNA, 1138 nt
Organism: Cornus florida
Lineage: Eukaryota; Viridiplantae; Streptophyta; Magnoliopsida; Cornales; Cornaceae
Product: loganic acid O-methyltransferase-like
Exons: 3
Coding region: 1-1053 (350 amino acids)
Biological process (GO): methylation
Molecular function (GO): S-adenosylmethionine-dependent methyltransferase activity
Source: RefSeq, a predicted model, not a curated record